AUGAGAGCGAAGAAGAUUAAAAGUGUUGGAUGUGGAGAUGACGUGCACGAGCCUGGGUGUGUGUUCACAGAUGACGUGCACACGCCUGGGUGUGUGUUCACAGAUGACGUGCACGAGCCUGGGCGUGUGUUCACAGAUGACGUGCACGCGCCUGGGUGUGUGUUCACAGAUGACGUGCACGCGCCUGGGUGUGUGUUCACAGAUGACGUGCACAAGCCUGGGUGUGUGUUCACAGAUGACGUGCACGCGCCUGGGUGUGUGUUCACAGAUGACGUGCACGCGCCUGGGUGUGUGUUCACAGAUGACGUGCACGCGCCUGGGUGUGUGUUCACAGAUGACGUGCACGAGCCUGGGUGUGUGUUCACAGAUGACGUGCACAAGCCUGGGUGUGUGUUCACAGAUGACGUGCACGCGCCUGGGUGUGUGUUCACAGAUGACGUGCACGAGCCUGGGUGUGUGUUCACAGAUGACGUGCACACGCCUGGGUGUGUGUUCACAGAUGACGUGCACGAGCCUGGGUGUGUGUUCACAGAUGACGUGCACGCGCCUGGGUGUGUGUUCACAGAUGACGUGCACGCGCCUGGGUGUGUGUUCACAGAUGACGUGCACGCGCCUGGGUGUGUGUUCACAGAUGACGUGCACACGCCUGGGUGUGUGUUCACAGAUGACGUGCACGCGCCUGGGUGUGUGUUCACAGAUGACGUGCACGCGCCUGGGUGUGUGUUCACAGAUGACGUGCAUGAGCCUGGGUGUGUGUUCACAGAUGACGUGCACGAGCCUGGGUGUGUGUUCACAGAUGACGUGCACGCGCCUGGGUGUGUGUUCACAGAUGACGUGCACGCGCCUGGGUGUGUGUUCACAGAUGACGUGCACGAGCCUGGGUGUGUGUUCACAGAUGACGUGCACGAGCCUGGGUGUGUGUUCACAGAUGACGUGCACAAGCCUGGGUGUGUGUUCACAGAUGACGUGCACAAGCCUGGCGCCCACAGAGCUCCCACUCUGCUAACAGACCUCCUCAGAGACCAGCCGCCGCUUGACCCGGUAAUUACUCACUGCCCAUCAGAGUGUUGGGGGGAGCUGGAGAGACGCCUCCCCUCGGCCCCAGAGCUGUCCAGAUAA
Molecule: messenger RNA, 1119 nt
Organism: Knipowitschia caucasica
Lineage: Eukaryota; Metazoa; Chordata; Actinopteri; Gobiiformes; Gobiidae
Source: the annotation of a GenBank genome assembly